CCCUAUGCUAUAACAGCUACCGGCGGCGACAAUUGUAAUCCAACAAUCUGUGACAACUAGGGAGAACGGCGACAACCCAGGUGACGGCGGCGACGACGGCUCCUUCCUCGGAUACAGGCAAGCCCUAAUCUGCUCGUGGUCCAGCCCAUCUCCGGCCUAAAGCUCUGGCGUCUUCGCGCCUAACUCUCACUCCGACCGUUCGAUCGCUGCCCUCCACCCAUCUCCGGCGUAAAGCUCUUCUCGCUACCGUGUUCCUGCUUCUCUAUCUUCUUCACAGUGAUAGCCACAAAGACUUUGGUAACUAAUAAUAGAAGAACUACAUGUCCCCUGCCUGCUUGGAAGUACUUUUUCAUAUGCAGAAAAAGGCCUCGUGAGCAAUAAGAUUACAGAAAAAUUCAAUUUUAUUGUGACCCUUCAACUCAGUGGCAUUUCUCCUAUAUAUGGUGAGAUGAAAUUUUAUGGUGUCAUUCAAGAAAUAUGGGAGCUUGAUUAUCGUGAAUUUAGGAUGCCGAUGUUCAAGUGUGAUUGGGUAGACAACAAAAAUGGUGUGGAGAAAGAAAAGUUAGGUUUCAUUAAAGUUGAUUUGAAUAAAAUAGGACAUAAAAAAGACUCAUUUAUAAUGGCAAGUCAAGCUAAAUAAGUGUUUUAUGUUGAGGAUCCUACUUCAUCAAGAUGGUCAAUAGUGCUUGCUUCACAACCAAGAGACAUAGUGCAUGAUGACGAUCAACAACAUGACUUUGGUGAAUUACAAACUUCAGAAAAAGAGUGUGGUUUUAUCCCUGAGUUUGAGGGAGUUGAAGCAACUGUUGGGCCAUAUGUACGAAAAGAUGGUGAUGGAAUUUGGAUAGAUCAUGGACCCAUUUGAUGAGCAAGCUGAUAUUGAUUCCAUCGAUGAGCAGACUGAUGGUGGUUUCAUGGAUGUUGACCACGAGGAGGAGGAUAAUAAUAAAGAGAACGCGGAAGAUAAAAAGAAAACACAUAAGCGGACACGAGGCAUAGUGCGAUUGACGAAGAUCAUAGCAGAUAAAAUUAAAGGAAUGAAACGCCAUUUGAGGUUCAAUAGCAGGGGGCAAUCGAUCGGGACCCCAAACAGAGAGCUUCAAUGUUAUUUAGGAAUGCAAGCCAAAAGUAUGGUGCCAAUUAACAUUGACAAUUGGCGCGAAGUUCCUAAAUCUAUAUUGGACAGCUUAUGGAAGGGUGUCAAUCUUUCCACCUAGAUGAGAAUAUGCGAAAAAAUAUUAUUGGCUCAGUGGGUAAUAAUAAGUGGAGACAAUUCAAAUGUAAUUUGAAAAAGAAGUUUAUAGUCCCUUACCUUAAUGACCCAUCUCUUUUGGAGGCAAACCCUCGUGGUCUCGAUAAACCUCCACCAAGCUAUCAUAUAGAAGAAACACAUUGGAAAGAAUUUGUCAAGAGAAGGACAUCCAAAGAGUUUCAAGAUUUUAGAAAAUUACAACAAGAAAGGCAUAAUCAUUUACAAUACCCUCAUAGGACUUCACGCCAUAGCUAUACUGAAUUGGAAGCUGAUUUACAAGCUAAGUGGGGCACAACAGCGCAAAUAGAUCGAUCUCUACUCUGGAAGGAGGCCAGAAAAGAUUCUUCUGGCAACUAUGUCACCGAGCGUGACAAGGUCAAGGGAGAGGCCAUCAAAGACAUGCUUUAGCAAAAAAAAGAGGGCAAACUGAUUGAAAUCGAAACAAAUGACAUCCUAACACAAGUGUUAGGUACUGCUGAGCACCCCGGUCGAGUUCGAGGCCAGAGUCGAGGUGUCACACAAAGAGACUACUUUCAUAAGCAUGUUGGGGGGGGGGGGGUCUAAGAGGCUUGUAGAAAAAACAAAUUGAGUUCGAACGAAAAUCCAACAUACGACAUAGGGAAGAGAUUGAAAAGUUGAAAGAAUCGUUCAUGUCCAAGCUUGAAGAAUUAUCAACCAAGAUGGCACAUAUGCAAGCUAACUUUGGUAGUCAUUCUAGCUUUGGUAGCCAUUCUAGAGUCAAUACAAUAGAAGUUGACGCACCAAUUGACACUGUUCCAGAAGUUGAGGCACCGAUGGACACUACUCCAGAUGUUGAGGCACCAAUUGACACUACUCCAAAAGUUGAGGUACUGAUGGACACUACUCCAGGAGUUGAGGCACCUGUUGACACUAGUACUUUGUAUGAGACACCUACACCUUCACCUUCUAUUCAUCCUGAGCCACUAAAGAAAGAUGUUAAGUGAAAAUUAUACAUUGGGCAAGGUGGUGAUGUUGUGGCUCUUGGACGGGUGGUGGCUACCAAAGGCAAUGUACAUGGGAAAAGUUUAGCACCUGAUAACUAUCGCGUGGUUGUUGAUAGAUGUCUAGAUGGGAGUGCAAAACUACCUGUCUCAGUUGGGGAUGAGAUGACUCUUGUGGUUCAUGCGGUCAACAGUUAUGUUGCUUGGUCAUCGCAUCUGAUCAUUACUUAUGAUCAUGAACAGGAACCCAAGAGACUAAAGAGAAAGAGGAUUUCAGCAGCUUGUCCACCAACACAAGACCUAAAACAUCCUCCACAACAUCUUCCCACUACUCAAGAAGAGGCAGGAUCAAGUAUGGCUAGUAAGUCGCCGAUUAUCUUCAAGGUUCCCACUGGACUUCCCAUGUUUAUGAAGAUACUUCUAGGUUCAGUUAAGUACGUAGAACCAGGAUUCAUGAUUGACAUUCUUAUGGAGACCAAUAUUAUGGGUGAACAAUAUACCUUAUAUAUCUCACAUGAGGAUAUAGUACAAUUUGGACUUAUGGAAGAAAUCGGCGCGUCUUGCAUUUCAUUCUAUAUCAGUAUAAUACAUUCCGAGUUGUGCGAUAGAGAGAUAUCACACUUUUUUGGUUUCAUUAAGCCACUGUGGUCAUUGAGAAUUGGGACAAAUAUGGAUAAUUGGGCUGAAAUUAUCUCAGAGCGUAUCAAUAACACAGUAAUGGGUCAAACUUGGUUAAUGCCAUACCAUUUCUUACGUCACUGGAUGUUAGUGAUCAUUGAUCCAGAUGACCAUACAUGUUACUAUCUUGAUCCACUUAGAAAAUCUCCUCCAAAUGAUUUGAAGAACCUUAUGAACAAUGUCUCUUCACACAUUAAGCGAAAGACAGGGAGGAAUGAAAAAAAUUACAAGUGGAAAAUAGUCAAUUUCCCUUGUCAAACAUCGUCAGUAGAAUGCGGCUUUUAUAUCAUAAGGAUGAUGAAGGACUAUUGCUUGAAUGAGACACCAAUGCGAUGGCUAACUAGUAAUUGUGGUGGAAAGAAUACAUAUACACUUGGCGAAAUUAAUGAAACUCGAAAUGAAUGGGCAGCCAAGCUUCUUGAGCGGAUGAGUCAUAGCUAGAGUAACUUUUGAAAUCAGAAUUAAAAAAUAUACUAAUUGUAGUAUUUAGCUAGUACUUACAUAGUUAUUCCAAGUGUAUAUUUUGAUAUUGUAAUUUUUAGAUUUGGAACAUACUGAGUUCUAUUGAUUUUGUCUGUCUAUUGAUUAUGUCUGAACUAUGUUGUAAUUACACAGGAAAUUAUGAAUGAAUAUAGUGGUUGAAAAUAGAGAAAUGAAAAAAUUCUCAUAUUCUACAUGGGA
This is a messenger RNA of Humulus lupulus (European hop), 3573 nucleotides long. RefSeq lists its product as uncharacterized. Lineage: Eukaryota; Viridiplantae; Streptophyta; Magnoliopsida; Rosales; Cannabaceae. The transcript is spliced from 13 exons. Bases 2380 to 3333 code for a protein of 317 amino acids. Gene Ontology annotation, molecular function: cysteine-type peptidase activity. The record is from RefSeq and is a predicted model, not a curated record. Gene Ontology annotation, biological process: proteolysis.